This is a messenger RNA of Bombyx mandarina (wild silkworm), 2409 nucleotides long. Its product is annotated as organic cation transporter protein. Lineage: Eukaryota; Metazoa; Arthropoda; Insecta; Lepidoptera; Bombycidae. Gene Ontology annotation, molecular function: transmembrane transporter activity. The record is from RefSeq and is a predicted model, not a curated record. Gene Ontology annotation, biological process: transmembrane transport. Gene Ontology annotation, cellular component: membrane.
ACAUUGUGUUUCGGAGAGCGCACGAUUCUGACGCGCCGCGCUCUUCACACGUUCUCAACGUCAAGAAUGCGAGUCGCGUUUUAAUUUCAAUAUUUAUCACAUACACUAAGUGUUUUGUACAAAUUUAUUAGUAAAAGAUUUAUUGGUAAUUAUUUUUGUACUUUUCGAGUAGCAGCCAUGACCAAAGUUGUUCGAGUGUCUUGGUUAUUUUGAAUGUUUUCAAAUCGCGGAUACUUCGAAUGGACUCCAGUUUUAACGGUUCUCGGACCAAAAAUUCUGCAAAUAAAUUGGUAUGAUGGUGAACAGUGACUGCACAUUAAGGUGAAACGGGACGACAACCACUUACAAAAUGGUGGAGUCUCAAUUGUCGGACUCUUUCAAUCUAGACGGCAUCCUUAGUGAGCUCGGCAGCUUCGGGAAGUACCAGUUGCUAUUCUUACUACUGCUAUCAUUCAGAGAUUCCUUCCUGGCGAUGUGUAAUUUCAAUUAUGUAUUCACCGCUGAUGAAGUGAAGUUCAGAUGCGCAAUACCAGAAUGCGAUACACCAACUCCAAGUUUCAACGCUACCUGGACAUCAUUCGCGUUGCCGAACACAACCGAUACCUGCUACAGAAUGGCGCCUCUGCUAGAAGAUCGGUUCAAUAGAACAGGACAGAACGUGCAGUCGUUACCUAACAAAGCGGACCCACCGUACACCUGCAGCCCUGAGUACUUCGACGCGAACAGAACAUUGCGCUGCGAUAAACUAGUGUACGAGGAUUACAAUAGCAUUGUUGCUGAGUUUGACCUCGGCUGCGAACCUUGGAAGAGGACGAUGAUCGGAACAGUCCAUAACCUGGGAUUAGUCUUCUCGUUUAUCAUAUCCGGGAUCAUAUCCGACAGAUACGGCAGGAAGGUGAUAAUCGUUGGCACGCCACUGGUGGUCGGUGUGGUCGGGCUGGUCAAAUCGUUCUCAGUUAAAUACUGGAUGCUGCUCGUCCUCGAGUUCUUUGAGACGGCUUUUGGCUACGGAAAUGCUUCGAUGGUUUUGUCUCUAGAAAUGGUAAGCCAGAAACGCCGAGUCAUCUUUUCAUCAAUGUCAGAUGUCCUGUGCAGUCUAGGAAGCGCGUUUUUCGGGUUGAUAGCCUGGAUGGUGCCUUACUGGAGACAUCUCAUGUGGGCCAUAUACGCUCCCUUACUCGUGGUAGUUUUUUAUAUAUUCCUGAUCGACGAAGGCGUGAGAUGGUUACUGGUCCACAACAGGAAGGACGAGGCCGUCAGAGUCCUGCACAAAGUGGCCAAGUUUAAUAACAUAACACUCUCCAGUAAAGCUACAGACAUGAUGACUAAAAUAACAGAGAGGAACAAAACUAGUCAGACAGAGCCACCAGUUGAACAAGAGAGACUCCAUCUCCUUUCUCUUCUCAGUUCAAAGAAGAUCAUCAUUAGGGUGGCUAUCAUUUCGGUGUCGUUCAUCUGUUGCACCUACGUCUACAAUGGCACUAUCAUCACCUCGACCAGUGUACUCGGCAACAAGUACUUGAACUUCUCCGCUCUCCAUCUGGUGUCAAUCCCAACAAGACUGCUCACUGCGUACACCUUCACGAAGUUCGGAAGGAAAAUACCUAUUUGCGUCGCGUACUGUUUGUGCGCGGUCUUCUUCGUUGCUUCAGCGUUCGUCCCAAAAUCCUUCUACUGGGUCUCAACAUUGCUGUACUUAGCGGGUAGGAUGUGUAGUAGUUACGGAAUGUUCAGCAUGACCGUGGUAGCUAUGGAAGUAUUCCCUACUAAGUCAAGAAACUCUCUCACUAAUGUCGCCAACACCAUCGGCAGGAUUGGAUCUAUUUUAGCACCACAAGCACCAUUACUGGAAAAAUACAUGAGUGGUCUCUCGAGCAUCAUUUUUGGAAUAGUAUCUUUGGGACCAGCUUUACUAGCAUUCCUACUACCCGACACGAGUAAGGUUUCUCUACCAGACGACAUCACAGAAGCAGAAAACUUAGACGUACGGCCGGAAGAAUCUGACCCUACAUGUAGUGUUCCUGCAAGUGGGGAAUACAGGGAACGGUUUUGAGAUCACUACUCUUGUUUUAAGAUUGGUGCGAUCUUUGAAAGUAUACUUGAGGUGCAGCGAGUAUGCACAUGGAAUAGGAUUCGGUAUUGGUGGUAGCCCAUGCGUGUAGACAACAGUAUUUUACUCGUUUCUUCUCAAAAACUCAUAUUUCCUAACUUAAAUAGUUCGUUAAACGAAAAGCAAUAUAUAUGGAGAUCAUCUAACAUCUCCAGAUAGUAAUGACCUUCACAUUGCAUUGUCAUUCAAAUCUUCUUGUUCUUCUUUUUCUCCGCGUUAUCCCACUAGAUGAGGGUUGGCACAGCGAAUUUUUCUAUUCCAUACUCUUCUAUCAGCCGUCAUCUCAACACUCACUCCUC